CGGAUGUGUUCACGCGGAAGAGAGGGUCAAUGAUGCGCUGAUUCUGGUGCUGUGCCUCCGCUGUAUGUUUGCAGGUAUGCCGAGCGGCGUGAACUACAGCGAGUUGAGCGGAAGUCUCCCGGCCAUCGCUUCCCUCAACGCGUCGUAUUCCCAGGCGUCUCUGUCUCUGCCCUCGCCUUAUUACGCCCCGCUGCCCCCGGGAGAGAGGAAAGCCAUCUCUGAUGUGCGCAGAACCUUCUGCCUAUUUGUUACGUUCGAUCUGAUUUUCAUUGCCAUGCUCUGGAUCAUCGAAUUAAACAUUAAUAAGAGUAUAUGGACCAGUCUUGAGAACGAGGUCGUUCUGUAUAACUUCAAGUCGUCUUUUUUUGAUAUCUUUGUUUUAGCCGUGUUCAGGUUUCUAUGUUUGCAGCUCGGUUAUGCAGCAUUUCGUCUGAGACACUGGUGGGUUAUUGCGAUCACUACCCUGGUGACCAGCACCUUCCUUAUCGCUAAAGUCAUCUUGUCUGAUUUGUUUAAUGAGGAUGCCUUCGGCUACGUUCUUCCGAUCACCUCUUUUGUGGUGGCGUGGUUGGAAACCUGGUUCCUGGAUUUCAAAGUGCUCACACAGGAAGCAGAGGAUGAGAGAGCGUAUCUGGGAGCAGUUAACGCCGCGUGCGAGCGUGCUCCUAUGAUCUUCCCCACAGCUGUCUCUGACGGACAGUUUUAUUCCCCACCUGAGUCGCUGGCAGGAUCUGAGGAAGACCUUGAUGAAGAGGGUCUUGGCAGGAAAGCAGUAACAGAACAAGAGAAAGAGUUUGUAAGACAGGGACGGGAAGCCAUGGCAGUGGUGGAACAGAUACUGACACAAGAGGAAAACUGGAAGUUUGAGAAGAGUAGUGACCAAGGAGAUGCAGUAUAUACACUGGAAAUCCCCUUCCAUGGGAAGACAUUUAUUUUAAAGGCUCUCCUGCAGUGCACAGCAGAGCUGGUGUAUCAGGAGGUCAUUCUACAGCCAGAGAAGAUGGUGCAGUGGAACAGAACUGUGUCUCUGUGUCAGAUUCUGCAGCGGGUGGAUGACAACACGCUGGUGUCAUAUGAUGUGUCUGCAGGAGCUGCUGGAGGUGUCGUGUCUCCCAGGGACUUUGUUAAUGUUCGUCGGGUAGAGCGCAGGCGAGACUGCUACAUCUCUGCAGGAAUGGGAACCAAUCACAACAGCAAACCGCCCCACGGGCGCUUCGUCAGAGGAGAGAACGGUCCCGGUGGGUUUGUGGUGUUGAAAUCCAGCAGUAAUCCAUCCGUUUGCACCUUCAUCUGGGUGCUUAACACAGACCUCAAGGGUCGCCUGCCACGUUACCUCAUCCACCAAUCGCUUGCUGCCACCAUGUUUGAGUUUAUGUCUCAUCUCAGGCAACGUAUAAAUGAAGUCCAACUGACCUACCGGUGAUGUGAACCGUCCAUUACAACACAUCGUACAUCACACUGUGCCAUAGACUGUUCUGCCAGUCGCAACAUGGAGAAGAAACUUGACUGAAUGUUUGACUGCGCUCGAACUAUUGCAUGACAUGGACAGACGGAUAUAUUGUCAUAAAACAAGAGGGCAGCUGAUAAAACAUACAGGACCUAUGGAGAACGGUAAAAUAAUUUGUGCCUAAAAACCACUGUCAUUCCUCAAGCAAACAGACUGAAAUGAGAAGGCUUGUUCAACUUUUGAGCCACACAUGCUGUGAUUUCUUCUGCUUUUCUAAUGCCUUAAUCCAGACAUGCUUAUACAUUAAUACUAGUCAAUAAUACUAAUGCUGUUUUAGUUUGCAAUCGGCGUAUAUUGCCAAGCAUAAAUGCUGUAUUAUUUAAUUGUAUGGAAAUAUAUACAUCUAUAACGUCAUGAUAGUGACUGUGAAUGUUAUCAAAAUAUUGAUAUCAUGCCUUUAUUUGUCAUUCAAAUGCAUGAAUUGUUUUGUUUUGGGUUAAUCUUACAAAACCGGUUAAUAAUGGUGAUGUGUUUAAUUGUCAAUGCAAAUACAUAAAAUCAUGACGCUCCAAAAAUGGGUUAAUUUUUUAUAUUUAAGGUGAAUAUGAUCUAAACAAGUUUUCAUGAGAUUCACCCACUAAUGUUAAGGGGUUUGAUCACGCAUUAUAACCGGUUCAAUGCUAUCUUGAACAUUUGUUGUAGCUCUGGUGGACAGAAUGUCAACAACAAACAUUUGGAUUAAAUUUUCCUCUGUAAAUAAUGUCAAUCAGAAACUCAGUUUAAUGGAAAGAACAAAACAGCCCUUCGGUUGAAAUGUGCACAUUGUCUGAUUAUUUUCUUUAUCAUAUUUUUGUUUUCUUGUUGUUUUCUCAGAGGAUUACUUUAGACACUUUACAAGUUCACAUACUUUGUCAUAUUCAUACAGAUCAGAAACCAGUUUAUAUCACAAAAUGUUAAGUUCAGUACUGUCACUAUUGCAUGUGUCCUUCAUGAACUGAUGCCUUGAAUUCAUUUUUAAUAUUUGUUACUUUGACGGAGAGAGAGAUGUAUAACCCUCUAUGAUGUAUUACAGGGUAUUGGGUUUAACAUACAGUAGUGGCACAUUACACAAUGUUUUGGUUACUCGGUAAUACAAGAAAUAAUGUCGCCUGAUGACAUUUUUUUAACGCCCUUCUUCUCAGCUUUAUAUUGAAGCUCUCAUUUGUUUAUUUGCGUGCCUUUGUUACUUUGAGCCUCACUUAAAACACAGGUUCAGAAUUUCUCUUUUUCGUCACCGUUUUGUUCUUCACAGACUGACCGUUUGCUGACACUUUUUAUUUUCUACGAGCUUGUUGCAGUUCUGUUUGGAGGUGUUAUUUUUUAUACUGUUGUCAGGGAGGUCGUGUAAAGCUCUACAGACAUUUGUAAUGUCAUUAAAAAUAUUUGAUGAUGAUUCGACGUUUAAUAAAACUAACAAAAGACUGAUGUGGGAUGUCUGUUACCGAUGGUGGAUUUAAAGAACAAAGAUCAAAUUAGCGGCUCUAAAAUUGUGGACAUUUAAGCCAUACUUAAAAUGUAUGAAAGUACAUUAAAAAUGGGACAGAAACCAGAUAUUGUCUUUAUUUGGAAGGAAAUGAGUUUUGCUUUGUCUCUUAAAGUGUUGUAAGAUUUGCCUUAAAAUAUGUACUUGUGCUUUCUUUGAAAUAAAUACUUUGAUCAAUUUUUAA
Messenger RNA from Triplophysa dalaica, 3153 nucleotides. RefSeq names its product StAR-related lipid transfer (START) domain containing 3 (gene stard3). The record is from RefSeq and is a predicted model, not a curated record. NCBI's taxonomy places the organism in Eukaryota, Metazoa, Chordata, Actinopteri, Cypriniformes, Nemacheilidae. Gene Ontology annotation, molecular function: cholesterol binding; cholesterol transfer activity. The transcript is spliced from 15 exons. Gene Ontology annotation, cellular component: late endosome. Bases 65 to 1423 code for a protein of 452 amino acids.